AGUGAACUUUGAUCGUCAUUUCCAACUACGAGAGGUGGUGGAAUCUGCACGUAAAAAUAGGAUCUGAAUUUAGAUAUUUGAUAGUAAUUAUGGCUUUUUAUGUGUAAUGAAUCAUUUAUUAAUGUGUUUUGUAUAGUAUAAACAUGUGUUUUGACUUCGGCUGAUUGAAAUUAUGUCAUUUGUUGCUACACUACUGUACACAAAGGCUACGAUUCAAUGUCGUUGGAGGAAAACGCUAAGUAUGAUCUUAACAGUGUUUGUAAUUGAAGCAACAAACAAAUUUAAUGGUGCUAUUUAAUUUAAUUAUCUAAGAAAGUGAUUUUAGUGUUCACAAUGCCUGCGGAAACUGAAAAUAGUAGAAGAAUUACGACAUUAGAGUCGGAACUUUACUUAUUGAUUGCUAAAUUUCUAAAGACUGGGCCUUGUCAAGAGAGUGCUAAGAUUUUGAGGGAAGAAAUCGAGAAACAUGAGCUUUUACCAAAGCGCAUCGAUUGGCUUGGAAAUGAGCAUAAUAGGACUUUUAAUGAGUUCGAUAACAUACUGUCAAGAAUAGCUGAUGACCAUCUUUUGAAAAUUUGUGAACGAAUUGGACCAAUUUUAGACAAAGAAAUACCUCCCACUGUUCCUGGAUUAACUUCUUUAUUGGGAGUUGGAAGACAGUCAUUUUUAAGAACCAAAGAAGAUUUGCAGAAACCAAGAUGUCAAUCAAGCAAUUUAAUUGCUCGAAAAAAUGGUAUGCCUUUGCUUCCGUCGCAGGCAGCUCAGUCUACUUAUCCACCCAACAUUGCUCAAGUUCUUAUGUCGAGGGAAUUAAGUGGCUCAUUAUCAUGUGCUCAUACAUUUACACCAAAAGUAUAUGCUCGUCAACAAAAUUAUCGCAGAUUGCUUGGCCAUUUGUCUUCAGUAUAUUGUGUACUCUUUGAUAGAACAGGAAAAUAUAUAUUUACGGGUGCUGAUGAUCUUCUAGUGAAAAUAUGGUGUGCUACGGAUGGUCGCUUAUUAGCUACUUUACGUGGACAUUCUGCAGAAAUCACAGAUAUGGCAGUUAAUUAUGAAAAUACAUUACUUGCUGCUGGCAGCUGUGAUAAAACCAUAAGAGUAUGGUGUCUUCGUACUACAGCUCCUGUAGCUGUAUUGAAUGCGCACACAGGAAUGGUUACCUCACUACAGUUUUGUCCUUACCCUAAGAAGGAAGAUCAUCUUUUGAUAUCAACUGGAAAUGAUGGCUGUGUGUGCUUUUGGCAAUGGAAUCCAAAAAAUAACACAUUCAACCCAAAGCCAUUGAAAUUUACUGAACGUAAUAAACCUAAUGCUCAAAUGUUGUGUACCGCAUUUAGCAAAGGUGGUUUAUUUUUGGCAACUGGUAGUACUGAUCAUAAUGUUAGAGUUUAUAAUAUUGCUGGUUCCAAUGGGCCUGAAAAGAUUUUAGAAAGAGAAGCUCAUACAGAUCGAGUUGAUAGCUUGCAGUUUAGCAAUUCUGAUUGUCGGUUUAUCACUGGCAGCAAAGAUGGAACUGCAUCUAUAUGGCAAUAUAAAAAACAGAACUGGACUAGUAUUCAAUUGAAAAUGACCACUAAACUUCCUGGCACACAGUCGGAUGAACCUGAAGAUACUAAAGUUAAAUUGAGAGUUACAAUGGUCGGUUGGACACUUGAUGAUAGCAGAGUCAUAACGGCCGUUAGUGACUUUACAAUAAAAAUCUGGGAUUCUAAUUCUGGAAAUCUACGUUUUAUUUUAAAAGGACAUGAAGAUGAAGUAUUUGUAUUGGAACCUCAUCCAAUUGAUCCAAGAAUAUUUUUGAGUAGCGGACACGAUGGCCGAAUCAUACUGUGGGAUCUAGUCACCGGCACAGUCAUAAAAAAUCAUUUUAAUUUAAUUGAAGGACAGGGUCAUGGAGCAGUUUUUGAUUGUAAGUUUUCUCCUGAUGGAUUAAUGUUUGCAUCUACAGAUUCACAUGGUCAUUUGAGUAUUUUUGGAUUUGGCUCAGCUGAUCGUUACAAAAAAGUUCCUGAGGAACAGUUUUUUCAUACAGACUAUCGGCCUCUCAUACGAGAUAUCCAUCACCAUGUUCUGGAUGAGCAGACUCAAACAGCACCUCAUUUGCUUCCACCUCCAUUUUUAGUUGAUAUAGAUGGAAACCCAUACCCACCUCAAUUUCAGCGUCUUGUUCCUGGUCGUGAAUAUUGUAAUGAUUCUCAACUUGUCCCUUAUGUUGCUGUCUCUGCAAAUGGUGAGGCUGAAAUUCUAGAACCUGUUCGUUCUGCUAAUGAUAUUCCUUCUAAUAGACCAACAAUUGAUGAUAUGAUUGAGCGACUCCAGCAAGAGCAGAAUCAGAAUAAUCGAGAUAAUAGUAGUGAAAGUGGAUCCAGGAGAGGCCCACCCGAUUCACCUAAUUCCAGUCGACGAGGACACAGCGAGAGUGAGCAAAAUGGUGUUCCUGAUCCAUUUUCUCCACGUACACCUCGUUCUCAAGCAGCUCAUAGCCGCGUCGGUUUGAGAAGAACCGGAGAUGUUGAAGGUGUUCAGUCUGUGGGGAAUUGGCAGUCUAGAGGAAACCAACCUGACAUGCAGUGCACAUCAAAGCGUUAUGUUGUGAGACCAAUAAAACAAUCUAUGGCUAAUUCUCUAAUGAAAACAAGAGUCACCCUUGCUGAGCAUGAAAUGAAUCUUUACAACCAGGAACGGAAGUGGCGUCCACAGCCAGAGUCUAGCAGAAAAUCUCAAAUGGAAGCUGACAAUCUUUCCUGGUUGAAGCGCCCAGGCUUACGUGCUGGAACAAGAGCUCGAACUCAAGAGGAUGCAAUUAACAAUGCCUUUGGAGAAGAAUUUGAGAAUCCAGAAAAUGUACCCAGCUCUCCAGCAACAGAAACUGAGCAAGAGGAGGAGGAAGAAAAAGAAGACACUUUUACUGAUAGUUCUAACGAUAGUGGAUCAGGUGAAUAUUCAGAUUGGGAAGCUGAAUCAUCAAAGAAGACAAAAAAAUAUGAAAGAACAGAACCUUCUGAAAAUGAGCCUUCUUCUUCUGGGCUUUCUAGUAGAGCUAGAUCUGCAAGAAGAAGGCGACGCCGUGCUCUUUCUGAUGAAGAACAUGGUGAAUCUGAAGAGAAUGAUGAUGAUGACGACGAUAUGGAUGAUGAUGAAUCGUCAAAAUCACCUCCCAAAACUCCUAGGAAAACCAAAUCCAAAGUUUCUCAUAAAGGAAAAAUGCCAGCUACAAAAGGCAAGAAGCUUCCUGAACGUUUCCGCCCGCCUGAAUGGUUAACAGAUGUGAUGCCACAUAAAGCACCAUACGUUCCUCAAAUUGGAGAUGAAAUUAUGUACUUUAGGCAAGGACAUGAGUUGUAUGUUCAGGCUGUAAAAAGAAAUAGAGCUUAUGACAUAUAUAUGCGCGAUCAGCCUUGGAGAAAAUAUAACAUAAGGGACCAAGAAGUUGCUAUAAUAGAAGACAUAACGUUUGAAAACCACCCUCCUCGUCUUUGUUGCUUGAAAUUGGCUUUGUCUAAUCCUGCCACCAAAUUAGCUGAAACAUUUACUGUGAAGUAUCAUGAUAUGGAAGAUGUUAUAGAAUUUAUAAUAUUAAAACAAAACUAUGAUACAGCCAUGUAUUAUGAUUGGAAACCAGGUGACAGGUUUCGUUCAGCUAUAGACAAAGCUUGGUGGUUGGGAACUAUCAAGGCUCAGAAACCCUUAAACCCACUGUUUCCUGAUUCUAUGUUUCAGUGUUUUCUUGUUAAAUGGGACAAUGGUGAAAGGGAACAAAUGAGUCCAUGGGAUUUUGAAAGAAUUGAUGCUGAGCGUCUACCUGCUGUUGAAGGGGGAAGUGUUGACAUAACUCCAGAGGAGAGACUUAAUAUGAUGUAUAUAGCGGAGCCUCACGAGUGGUCAGCGUUUGGACGUGAUUAUGAUAAUGACAGACUUGCCAGUGGCUUCACACGCAUAAUGGAGCUUUCUAUUGCUGAACCUUUUACGACUCCAGUAGACCUCAAUGUUUAUCCUGCCUAUGCAAUUGUUGUGGAAUAUCCUAUGGAUCUGGGUACAAUCAAAGCUAGGCUACAAAAUCGUUUUUACAGGAGGCUUGCUGCUCUCAAGUUUGAUGUUCAGUAUAUUGGGAUUAAUGCGCUCAAAUUUAAUGAACCCACUAGUCGCAUUGUGAAACAAGCAAAAUGUGUUGUUGAACUAUGCCUUAAAUUUAUUGGACUGCCAAACUGUCAUGAUCCAAUGAUUAUUUAUCAUGAGAUGAUGGAAGCCAAACAAUCACGGUCUCAAGAUUCACAGAGUGAAUUAGAUGUUUUGUGUAGUGAAUCCGAUAGUGAUGGAGAGCAUAAUGCUAAAAUCAAAAGAAGGAAACGGAAUGCCAUGCAAUCAAGCACACAGAUGCAUAAAAGUAAUCAAAAGUAUACCUCUAGUAGCUGGAGAGAGCAGUGCAUGUCUUUAUUGAACACUAUGUUUGAAUGGAAUGAUUCUACACCAUUUCGAUAUCCUGUGAAUUUGAACGAUUAUCCGAAUUAUAGGGAUAUAAUAGACUGUCCAAUGGAUUUAUCUACUGUAAGAGAUAGACUGAGUAACAACUAUUAUAGCAGUCCUACUGGUCUGUGUAAAGAUGUGAGGCUUAUAUUCCAGAAUUCACGUACUUACAACAUCAAUAAAAAAUCUAGAAUUUAUUCAAUGACUAUUCGAUUAUCAGCUAUGUUUGAAGAACAUAUUAGAGGUAUUGUAAGUGAUUGGAAAUCUGCUGUUAAAUAUGAAGAAAAAAUUCGUAACAACCAAUAUGUUAGCAGUCGACGAAAACCUCUGCCUGUUCAAGAUGCUAAUGUUAAUGUAGGGGCUUCUACAUCGAGAGGUUUUACAUCAAAUUUACCAUCUACCUCUAGAGCAGAUAACUACAAGACAUCAAUUAACCGCAUUUUGAAUGCAGCUUAUUCUGAGCCCAGUAGUUCUAGGAGUAAAAUGAAAAAUGGAAUAGGCCGCAAAAAGAAAAGCAGUCCAGAAGUUACACCUACUAAACAAUCAACUGCAGGUGUGAAAAAGAAAGUUUUGAAAACUUCAUUAGGCACUUUAACAAAUGGAGUUGCAAAGAAAAAAUUUACUCAUACCUCAAAACGAACUUUUGUAAAUAAAUCUUUAAGAAGACGCACAGAGAAUGUUCACAAAAAAGAACAUUCAUCCUUUGAAGGAAGUCGUUCAGAUUCUGAAGCCGGUAACGAGUCAAACAAAUCUUCAGACAGUGAUAGUGAUGAUUCUGAAUGGGGCAACAAUCGCUCUAAAAAACGUCCAAAAGAUAAUAGUGAGAGUGAAGAAUCUGUCUUCAGGAACAGGUCUAAGAGGCCACGUAAAGCUCAGAUUCUUCACACUAAAAGAACAUUUAGAAACAGAAUUAUCAAGAAGCAUCUGCGUCACACUCGAUCUACUAGGUCCUCUGCUCAUCUCAAAUCCCCCGUUUUCUCAUCUCGUAUUUCUAAAACUCUCAAUUCUGCUCCCGAUUCAUCGAGGUCCAUAACUCCAGAAAGAACUAAAAAAUCAUUCGUAAAAUCCAAACGGAGGGACAUCCCAUGUCCUUUGCAGUCACCUCUCGCAUCAAAACGGUUGCAGUUGCGAUCUAAAAACAACAGUCCUCCAUCGAAACGUGCUCACCUGAGGAGGGUAACGGUCCAGCCCAGACGCUACGUUAAUUCCGGCACCACUUCGGAAAGUGACGCAUCAGAAUUGCAAAGCAACAAAGACGAUAGUACCUCAAACAGUCAAACUGCGUCAAAUAGCAGGGACAGUUCAAGUAAAUUAUCAUCAGCACGCAAUACUUCGACUAACAGUGCAGCUGUUGAUGAGAUGCAUUAUUCUUCGAGUUCCGAAACUGAAGAGCAAACUAAAACUGCACGGCAGUUACCAAAGAGAAUUAGUCGGCGUGCCUUACUUUUACCUAGCCCGAGGCAGACGAGAAACCGAGGCCAAAGAACUGUACAGUAUGGGGAAGAUAGUAAUGAUGAUAAUGUCAGUGAUGAUUCUGGAAAUUCACAGCCACUGCUGUCUCUAAGCAGCAGAGGCCGUCUACGUUCAGAUCUUACAAAAGACAAAAAUAUAGCUAAACCUGUGAUGACAAAGAAAGUACAUGAAAAAACACCAGUAAAGGAAUGCACAAAGAGAAGUAUUUUAAUAACUCAAAAGCAAUGCAAGGAUUCCGAACUAAGUUCCAAAUUGAGGACUCAAAAUGUUAGUAAAUUGAAAUCUCGUGUUACAAACACAUUUCAAAAACGGAGAAGUUCUGCAUUGCUAAGUCAUAAAUUUGAUUCACAUUCCUCAUUGCGUUCCAGAUCUUCUACCUCUCUAGAUGUGAAUAAAAUAUAUAAAGCUAAGUCUACUCCUACGUCUUCAAAAACUAUAGUUCAGCCCGUUGAAUCCAAGCUGUAUCAGAAAGCUUUAAAAAUCUGUGAUAAAAGAAAAAUUAGUAAAAGUCUGAAUGCCAAUAAUGGAGAACAGUUUGCAUUUAAUGGACCAAUACAGAAGAAAAUAUCUAAUGCUAGCACUAUUUUGAGAAAAAGUAGUAACAUUAAAAUCGAUCGUGAUAAAAGAUUGACUCGUUCGUCUUUAUCUUCCAAUAAUACAGACAAGUCAGAUACAGCAUCUAAAGUACGUUUGAAAAAUAAUGAAGCAUCUUUCAAUGCCAUAAAUAACUUAAACAAAAAUAGUAAAACUAGUGAAGAUAAGCCUAGUUCUACUGAGGAAGGUGCUAAUAAGAUUGGUGAUAUUCCGGGUAAAAUAAAUAAUCCAAAGAAAGUUCAACUUGUUAUUAAAAGGAAACCUCCCUUAUUGAAACAUAGAAAAAGUGGUUUAAUUGCUAAAAAGCUUUCUAAAACCUUAGCAUCUGAAUCAAUAUCUUCAUAUACUAGAUCUGCUGUACAUAAAGAGGCAUCGCCUGCAUCAAAAAGCGAGACUAGUAGUUCAACUUCUGACUUAAGAAAAACCAAAGAUGAAGAUGUUGUUUACCCUAGCACUUCUAAAAAAAUAGACGAAUCUGAAUGUAGUAACCAAAGCAAAGAAAAUUCCAGCUCAGCAGCUACCAAGCGCAAAUGGUAUCAGAAAAAAAUUCGCUCAGCUGCUAGAAUCAGCACGAGGGUUAAUAGAAACUCCAGCUCUACGAGUAAAAAUGUAAUUAAUAAACGGGAAACCAGGUACAGUGGAAGAAGGACAGUGAUAUAUACAGAAGACAUAGAUAGCCCCUAUCUAAUGGAGAUGUUAGAAAAUGAAGAACAUUACGAGUCUGAUAUUAGCCAGAAUAAAGACAUUUCGACCUCAACCAUCAGUGUGCCAUUAUCAAAGCCAGCUUUAUCUAAUCCUAGACAACGCCAAUCUUAUGUUCGAGUUAGGCAUAAGCCUAAUAACUUCAAAAGAUAUUCUCUAAGGGCCCCAGAGGAAGCUAAAAAGCCAUUAAAGCAACUGUCGAAUGGAAUCGAGACUAGAAAUCGUGGUGAAAGAACAAUGUUAUAUAACGACGAUAGUGAAUUUUCUGAUGAAUUUGAAAAUUUAGAGCCAGUUGUGUUCAACAGGAGUAGCUGCUGUUGAACAUUUUUUUCUUUUCCUUUUCCAGCUAUUAUUUGGUUGAGUAAGCAUUUUAAGUGCAGUUGUUAAUCAUAUUUUUAUAUAAGGCAAGUUUUUGAAGUAUAUUCCUUACUCUUCUCUUUCAUGUAAAGCAUUUCGUGAUAAUGUUCUAACAAUUUUAAUACUUCACUUCUAAAGCUUUGAAACCUACCUGGUGAUGGUCUUUGUAUUGUCUGACUAGUUGAGUUAAUGUUUCUAAGAAACUUGAUAUAAUUGUUUUAUUUCUUGAUGGACAAAGAGAAUGUGCAUUUUAGAAAUAUUGACUUAUUUUGAGUACUGUUGAAAUUGAUAAGAGUAAUCUCUAUUUGUUUUGUUUGUAAAUGUAUUUCCCAAUCCAGUGAAGUGCAUUUUCUUAAUUUUAUACGUUAUAUGUCGUAAAUAUAAUAAAUAAAUUUACAUUCUA
Parasteatoda tepidariorum (common house spider) is the source of this 7993-nucleotide messenger RNA. NCBI's taxonomy places the organism in Eukaryota, Metazoa, Arthropoda, Arachnida, Araneae, Theridiidae. The record is from RefSeq and is a predicted model, not a curated record.